Messenger RNA from Lasiosphaeria miniovina, 694 nucleotides. RefSeq lists its product as uncharacterized. The record is from RefSeq and is a predicted model, not a curated record. The transcript has a single exon. Lineage: Eukaryota; Fungi; Ascomycota; Sordariomycetes; Sordariales; Lasiosphaeriaceae. Bases 105 to 485 code for a protein of 126 amino acids.
CGCGCCACUGCGUGGCCGGCUCCUCGGCCCACCACACCGCCUCCACCUGGCCGCCGCCGCUGCCGCCGCCGCCGCCAUCCAGAAGAAUCUCGCCGACCUUGUCCAUGCGCGCGUCCGUCGUCAGCACCGGCAGCUCCGACUCGAAUACGGCGGGGUUGCGCUGCGCGGGGUUGCGGUCGUUGGCUGGCAGGCUGCCGAACAGGCCGCGGAAGACGCAUGUGCGCACGCGCGGAGUGGCUUCUGCUGCUGUGCUGCUAUCGCCGGAGCUGCUGGUGGCUGGGGUGUGGUGGAGCGUGGCCAGCGAAAAGGUCGCGACGGGCAUCGUGGCGAGGUGCUUCACGAAGAGAUCCCGCCAGGGAGCCGCCGUUGGGUCGUGUGAGGCAUUACUAGCAGCGGCCAUGGUGCUGAGGCUUGCAAUCGUUUUGGCUGAGAAUGAGCGGGAAAUAAAUGUCGGUGGCUGUGGUGAUGAUGACGACGGCGAGUAGUAGGAGGACCCUGGAUCUAGCGGUCGCAAUCGAGUUUUGUGAAUCUGCUGCCUUGCUGUGAGCGAAUUGCAUGUGAUGGCCCUGCGUGCCAUGCAUUCAAUCAAUAGCACCUGGGAAAUAGUAUGAGCUAAGCAAAGCUACCUAUGUGACCAUUUAAUAGAUGAUGAUGAGACGAAAUAUGUCAAAGUAAGCAGUGGGACUCGGUGGCA